AUGAGUACUCUAUUGCUACCUUCUCUUCCCUUCCUCGUUCUCUUCGCUCUCCUAUUGUACCCUGUCGUCCUUCUCAGCCGGAUAAUCUACAAUAUCUCUCCUUUACAUCCGCUGUCCAACUACCCCGGCCCGCUCCUCUGGCGGGCCUCCCGUCUCCCAUGGACCAUCGCCCUUCAACGUGGUACGCUGCAUCUCGAUCUCCUGCGCUUCCAUGCCCGCCAUGGUCGUACUGUACGCAUCGCCCCAAACGAGCUCAGCUACACGUCUCCAGCCGCAUGGCGAGAUAUCUACCUACCCAACCCAAGCCCCGGCAACCCCGCCUUCCAGCGUACAGACCAGUUCUUCAAGAAGAUCCGCAGUACCGAUCCCUUCAGCAUCAUGGGCCACGACGAGUCCGCGCACGCCCGCUUCCGCCGCGCCUUUAUGCCGGCCUUCACUGAUCGCGCGCUGGCCGCACAGCUCCCUCUGCUGGAAGCCAAUGUCUCCAACUUGAUCGCACAACUGCAUAACCGCAUCGACGUCGCCGACACACCAGUCGACCUCGUCGCCUGGCUAAACUACCUCACCUUCGACGUCUCGGGCCUCAUGUCGUUCGGCGAAACGUUCGAAUGCGUUGACACCGGCGCCGCGCACCCCUGGGUUGCCAUCAAUCUGAACUUCGGCCGCGGUGCGGCCAUGAUGGCCGGCCUCAACAUGCUAGGUCUGUCCGACAACCCGCUAGUUGCCAAGCUGCUCCCGUUGCUUUUGCCCAAGGCAGUGCGAGAAAAGAUGGCAUACCACCGAGAACUUGCGGCAGAGAAAGUGCGUGAUCGAGUCGCAGCGGGCAAGCACGCUCCACGGGCAGAUUUCAUGGAUGCGCUCCUGCGCAACAACGAGGCCAUUGUUGCGGAGGGUGGGAAGCGUGCGGCACAGGCGCUCAGCCUGGCGGAGAUAGAGAUCAACAUGAUGAUAAUGGUGUUUGCCGGCAGCGAGACGGUGGCCAGCUCCCUGGUGGGCAUCCUGACGGCACUGCUGCAGAAUCCCCCGGCACUGGAGAGGUUGCAGAAGGAGCUGCGGAGCGCAUUCCACCGAGAGGACGAGAUCACGGCAAGAAGCGUGCAGAAGCUAGAGUUUCUAACGGCCGUGAUCUCCGAGGGCUUGCGAGUCCAUCCGCCCGUGCCCUACAGUGUGCCGCGCGUGGUACCGAAGGGUGGGGCGGAGGUGUGUGGGAAGAUGGUGCCAGAAGGCACCUUAGUCGCCAUCCACCACCUCCCCGCCUAUCACGACGCCGCCAACUUCGACGCCCCACACAAGUUCAUACCGGAGCGAUGGCUCCGGCCCUCCUCCCCUGGCAGCAAGGCUUCCACUGGCGACACUACAACCGCAGCAGCAGAAGCUGGAGCAGCAACUGCUGCAACAACAGCAGCAGAAGGAGGAGCAGCCAUCUUCGAGCCCUUCCUCGUAGGGCGCCACCACUGCAUCGGCUCCAAGUUCGCGUGGGUCGAGAUGCGUCUCGUGCUGGCGCGGCUGCUCUACGCCUUUGACAUGACGCCCACGUGUCCCAUGGGCGACUUUGACUUUGUCGAGCAAGAUACGCACAUCUUCUGGGAAAAGAACCCGCUGCUUGUGUCGUUGCGAGCUAGGAGCUAG
This is a messenger RNA of Cyphellophora europaea CBS 101466, 1629 nucleotides long. RefSeq lists its product as uncharacterized. The record is from RefSeq and is a predicted model, not a curated record. Lineage: Eukaryota; Fungi; Ascomycota; Eurotiomycetes; Chaetothyriales; Cyphellophoraceae. The transcript has 2 exons. Gene Ontology annotation, molecular function: heme binding; oxidoreductase activity, acting on paired donors, with incorporation or reduction of molecular oxygen; iron ion binding. The coding region runs from base 1 to 1629 and encodes 542 amino acids.